CAUUAGCAUCUCCCAACUCCAAAAUUAAUCAAUCAAACAAGUGUAUCUUCUUUUUCUUCUUUCUUUUUCUUCAAUUACAUUUACACAUGUCUCCAAUCAGCUCAGACGAUCUCCACAGAAUCUUCAAAAACUUGGACAAGAAAAACAAAGGAGUGGUCGGCAUUGACGAGCUGCACCAUCUCCUCCACCAAAUCGGCAUCCACACCGCGCCCGAGGAGCUCCAGAAGCUCGUCGGGCGGGAGAGCCUCGACUACAUCGAGUUCCUCUUCUUCUACGAGGCCAUGGUCAAGGCCCGCACAUCAGAACACGGACACGAACAUGAACACGACCUGUUGAAGGCGUUUGAGGUCUUCGACCUGAAUGGGGAUGGCUACAUUUCCGGCGAGGAGCUGCAGAAAGUCCUCUCCCGGUUAGGGUUGCUCGAGAAGAGCGGCGGCUGCGACGACGAGUGUAAGGAUAUGAUCAGAGUUUAUGACCGUAACUCUGAUGGGGUUUUGGAUUUUCAUGAGUUCAAGAAUAUGAUGUCUGUUUCUCCAACUUCUGAUCCUGAUCAUGUGUAAGUUUUCUGGGGCGGACGCAGAAAAAAAAUAUUCGGGUUUUUGUUUGGAGAAGGUAUUUUUUUUCAAGUGACAUACACAAAAUUGAUUUUUUUUGUCUAACCUUGUAUUGUUAGGAUUGAUAUUGAGAUUGGUGUGUAUAUUUGUUGUGUUGUGAUUUAUACAAUGAUGAGCGUUAUUACAUA
Molecule: messenger RNA, 742 nt
Organism: Salvia hispanica
Lineage: Eukaryota; Viridiplantae; Streptophyta; Magnoliopsida; Lamiales; Lamiaceae
Source: RefSeq, a predicted model, not a curated record